GCUCCUGGUGAUGCUGGGUGUUGCAGCGCUGUCGGCCGGCUGCGGUCUGCUGCUUGUUGAAGCGGUCCAGCGCAUGCCGGAGAACGAGGAUUUUUCCCGCCGCAUCGAGUUCAGCGACUUGAUUCGUCAUUAUUUUCCAUUUCCACUGGAUCAUGCCAUGAUGCUGAUCUACCAUGUCUAUCUCAUGCUGACGCUGAUGACUUACAUCAUCCAGUCCGGACAGGUGGUUGACUACGUCAUUCUUGAUAGCUUUGGAUGUGCCCCAG
This is a messenger RNA of Symbiodinium sp. CCMP2592, 266 nucleotides long. The record is from the annotation of a GenBank genome assembly. Lineage: Eukaryota; Dinophyceae; Suessiales; Symbiodiniaceae.